AUGUCAAUUCCUGUGGUUAGAACCGUCAAAGAAGUCAGAGAGUAUCGGGAAAGGUGGAGGAAAGAAGGCCAGAAAGUCGGCUUUGUGCCGACCAUGGGUUUUCUCCACCAGGGCCACCAGAGUCUCGUGAAAAAGUCUCUAAGUGAAAAUGAUGCUACUGUAGUUUCCAUCUUUGUGAAUCCAUCCCAAUUUGCACCGGGUGAAGAUCUAGAUGCGUAUCCCCGGAAUCUCGAGCACGAUCUCGGUGUUUUGGCCGAGGUGGGAGGCCCAAACCAGUCGGUGAGUCUUGUUUUUGCACCUACGGUCUCUGAAAUCUAUCCUUCAGGAAUUCCAUUAGAUGUUGCCAGCCAAAAAGGAGCAUUUGUCAAUGUUGUGGGUGUUGCAGAGCAACUAGAGGGAAAGUGCCGGCCGGCAUUCUUUAGAGGUGUGACUACUGUUCUUGCCAAACUUUUCAACAUUGUGGAGCCUAACAAUGCAUACUUUGGCCAAAAGGACGUCCAACAGACCAUUGUUGUGCGUAAGAUGGUUGCCGAUUUGUUCUUCAACAUGAAAAUUACUGUUCUGCCCAUCAUCCGUGCCGAAUCGGGCUUGGCGCGCUCUUCCAGAAACGCAUACCUUUCCGAUUCUGUCAAAGAGAGGGCCACGUGCUUGUUUAAGUCGCUGAAAGCGGCCAAGAACGAGUACGAAACAAAGCACGAGUGCAGCGUGGCCAAGUUGACGCAGUUGGUGAGGCAGACCAUCGAAUCGGCAUCGUCAAAAUUCACAAUUGACUACAUAGCGUUCAACGACCCGGAUGACCUCCACUACCUCGAGUCGAUCGACGCGUCGGUUGGCUGUAUUCUCAGCAUGGCUGUGUACGUGCCGAACGAUUUCCAGGACCAAUCCAAAGGAACAACGAGACUAAUUGACAAUUCGAUAUUUGGUCCUCUCAGGGGGUAA
Brettanomyces bruxellensis is the source of this 939-nucleotide messenger RNA. RefSeq lists its product as uncharacterized. Gene Ontology annotation, biological process: pantothenate biosynthetic process. NCBI's taxonomy places the organism in Eukaryota, Fungi, Ascomycota, Pichiomycetes, Pichiales, Pichiaceae. Bases 1 to 939 code for a protein of 312 amino acids. The record is from RefSeq and is a predicted model, not a curated record. Gene Ontology annotation, molecular function: pantoate-beta-alanine ligase activity. The transcript has a single exon.